Insectozyma verbasci is the source of this 723-nucleotide messenger RNA. NCBI's taxonomy places the organism in Eukaryota, Fungi, Ascomycota, Pichiomycetes, Serinales, Debaryomycetaceae. The record is from the annotation of a GenBank genome assembly.
AUGUCUGAUAUAAACAUAUUUAUAACUUCAGAUUUAACAUCUUCAGAAAGAAGAAUAUCACCUCAAUGGAAUUUAAGAUAUUUAAAAGAAAAAUUACGUACAAUUACAGGUAUUGAACCGGAUUCUCAAAUUAUAAAAUAUUUUCCAAAUCAAUAUUCAAAUGAAUUUAAUGAAAUUAAAAGUGAUAAUGAUGAAGAAUUAUUAUUAUCUCAAUUAAAUUUAAAGUCAAUGUCAAGAAUUCAUGUUGAAGAUUUAAAUCCGGAUUCUAUAUCACAUCAAUUAUCAAACGAUAAUGUUAAAGAAUAUAAAUAUACUGAAGAGGAAUAUAAGACAAGAUCAAAUUCAGUUUUAAAUUGGAAACAAUCAAAUAAAUUAGGUAGAUUUGAUCCAGAAUAUGAAGAAAUUUUAAGACAAACACAAUUAGAAAAUGAAGAAAAAAUUUCUAAAAUGUCAAUAGGAGAUCGUUGUAGAAUUAUUAAUAUAGAAGGUGAAAGAAGAGGUUGUAUUAAAUUUAUUGGUAGAAUUGAAUAUUUAGAUAAAGGUGAAAAUUACUGGAUUGGUAUAGAAUUUGACGAACCCGUCGGUAAAAAUAGUGGUUAUAUGGGUGGCAAAAAAUUAUUUGAUUGUAAACCAAAUCAUGGAAGUGUAGUUAAACCAAAACAAGUUGAAGUUGGUGAUUUCCCAGAAUUAGAUCCAUUUGAUGAUGAUGAUGAAGAAUUAUAA